CACACCAAAGGAACAAAGCCUAGUUACUACACACUAGCAUCUAUUCUCUCCAGUCAUUCUCAGCCCGAAAGAGCAAUGAGCAGCAUCGCCGCCAAAUGGAAGAAACUGAGCGGCGAGGACCACUGGGACGGGCUGUUGGAUCCACUCGACGCUGACUUCCGGCGGUACCUCAUCCACUACGGGGAGCGGCUGCAUUCUGUGUACGACGCAUUCAACGGGGAAACAAGGUCCAAGGCGUACGGAUUCAGCCGUUACCCACCGGAAAACUUCUUCUCCAGGGUCUUCCUCCAGAACGGGAAGCCGUACAAGUACCAGAUCACCAAGUUCUUCUACGCCUCCUCGGAGUUCACGCUGGGCGACUGGAUCGUCGCCGGCGGGUCCGCGUGGAUGGGGUACGUGGCGGUGAGCACGGAGGAAGGGAAAUCCAUUUUGGGGAGGAGGGAUAUCUUGGUUUGCUGGAGGGGAACCUUGACCAACGUGGAGUGGUUCCAGGACGUGAAUUUCCCGGCUGUUUCGGUUACCGAGGUUUAUGGGACUGCCCAUAAUCCCAAGGCUCAUCAGGGUUUCUUUAGUGUCUAUGCUCACAAGAACCCGGAUUCUACCUACAACAAGAACAGUGCCCGUGAACAGGUUUUGGCGGAGGUGAGGAGGCUGGUGGACAAGUAUCGCGAGGAAGAAAUGAGCAUAACCGUGGUGGGACACAGCUUGGGCGCCGCCCUUGCAACCCUAAACGCGGCGGACAUCGUGGCCAACAACUACCACAAACCAACCGGUUCGACCGCUGGCUGUCUGGUCACGGCCUUCGUCUAUGCUAGCCCACUCGUUGGCGACUGGGGCUUCUACAACAUGUUCAACGCACUGACGGACCUCCGGCUGCUGCGGAUCAGGAACCUGCCCGACCCGGUCCCAAACCUCCCGCCCAAGCUCUUGGGGUUCUCCGAGGUCGGGAAGGAGCUUCUCAUCGUCUUUGCUUCCCCUUACUGUAAGGUGCUUCUCAACCCACACAACUUGGAGCUCUACAUGCAUGGAGUCGCGGGUUACAACGGGUUGAAACCGUUCAAGCUCGUGGUGGAGAGAGACAUCGCGUUGGUGAACAAAGGGGAGGAUCAUCUCAAGGAAGAGUACAACGUGCCUCCGAAAUGGUGGAACGUGAAGAAUAAGGCCAUGUAUCAGUUGGAUGAUGGGUCGUGGGAUCUGCGCGACUACAUGCCUCCUCCUCCAGAGUUCGUCGUCCUGUUAUAAAUUUUACGUCCGGUUUAAAUAUUACCUCCAACGUUUAAAAUGCAAGCAAGAAAUCGCAUGUUGGUAGAUACGAAGGGUUGUGCGUAAUAAUUGGAGGGUCUUAGUAAGCUGAGUAUUUUGGAUUAUGGUAAGUAAUAAAUAGAUUUUGAAUAAUUCGUCGGGGGUAACAAAAGAUGUGAUCAACUGGACACCGCCGGUGGAAGGAGCUUUGGACCUUUUGUUCAACUUUUCUGGUUAUAUUGUAUUGUGUUGUUUUGUCUAAGUUUCAAUAAGAAAAUAAAUAAUGUGUG
Messenger RNA from Linum trigynum, 1532 nucleotides. The record is from the annotation of a GenBank genome assembly. NCBI's taxonomy places the organism in Eukaryota, Viridiplantae, Streptophyta, Magnoliopsida, Malpighiales, Linaceae.